Molecule: messenger RNA, 1521 nt
Organism: Oryza sativa Japonica Group (Japanese rice)
Lineage: Eukaryota; Viridiplantae; Streptophyta; Magnoliopsida; Poales; Poaceae
Product: protein NODULATION SIGNALING PATHWAY 1
Biological process (GO): regulation of DNA-templated transcription
Cellular component (GO): nucleus
Molecular function (GO): sequence-specific DNA binding; DNA-binding transcription factor activity
Source: RefSeq, a predicted model, not a curated record
AUGGCGGCGGGGGUGGGGAGACUGCGCCGUCCACUGCCUCCAUCUUCGCGCCUCCGCUCCGACCUCGCCGACGCCAUCCACUGCCUCGACCCUCACGGCUUUGCUCCGACCACGCUGACGCCAUCCACCAGCGCCUGGCACGUGGACGCCCGUGGCGCCGUCACGUUGCACACGAACCGCGCCGCCCCCACCUCCGCCGGUGACACCGCCGCCAUGCAGAGGAGCGCCACUAGCACGAAGACGAGGGGCAUGGGGAAAAGGAAGGAGCCGUAUGCGCCAAAGAUGCAGGGAAUAUGCGGCGGCGGCUACGCGUGGUGGUGGGCUGCUUCGCCGGCGGCGCAGCAGGAUGACAUUGGGAGCGUCGUGGCGCAGACGCUGUCGCCUCCGUCGACGGCGGCACCGGCCGCGGCGUCGCCGAGCAUUGCGUCGCCCGCGGCGUCGUCGCCGUCGGACGUCCCGUCGUCGUCGUCCAAGAAGCGCAAGUCCCCCGCGCACAGGGCGCCCGGGCACACCGGCGGCAAGAAGGGGGGCGGCGGCAAGGGCGGCGGCGGAGGGUCCGACCGGGACAUGAGGUGGGCGGAGCAGCUGCUGAACCCGUGCGCGGUGGCCGUCGAGGCCGGCAACCUGUCGCGCGUGCAGCACCUGUUCUACGUCCUCGGCGAGCUCGAGUCCUUCUCCGGAGACGCCAACCACCGCCUGGCCGCGCACGGGCUGCGCGCGCUCGCGCGCUGGCUCCCCGCCGCCGUUGGCCCCGCGGCUGCAGCGGCCGUGCGGGUGCCGCCCUGCUCCGAGCGCCCCACGACGGCGUUCGCGGCCGCCGAGCCGCGCCUGUUCCGCGCCUCCCUCAUCAGGUUCCACGAGGUGAGCCCCUGGUUCGCGCUUCCCAACGCGCUGGCCAACGCCGCCAUCGCGCAGGCCUCGACGUGCGGCGCUGCCGGGGCGACGCCCCGGCCGCUCCACGUCGUCGAUCUCGGCGUCUCCCACGGCGUGCAGUGGCCGACGCUCCUCGAGUCGCUCACGCGGCAGCCGGGCGGCCGCGCGCCGCCGUCCGUCCGCCUCACCGUGGUCGGGCCCGGGGCCACGGCCACCUCCCCGGUGGCGCCAUUCUCGGCGUCGCCUCCCGGGUACGACUUCUCGCCGCACCUCCUCCGGUACGCCAAGUCCAUCAACCUGGACCUCCGCAUCUCCCGCGCCGCCACCCUGGACGACGCCGUGCCCGGCGACGACGGCGAGGCGCUCGUCGUGUGCCUCCAGUUCAGGCUCGGGCACGCCGCCGCCGAGGAGCGAAGAGAAGUCCUCCGCAAGGCGAGAGGCCUCAAUCCGGAGCUGGUCGUCCUCUCGGAGCUCGACUCCGGCGUCGGCGUCGUCGGCGGCGACGGCGGCAGCGCGGCGGGCGAGUUCGCGGCGAGGCUGGAGCUGCUGUGGCGGUUCCUGGAGUCGACGUCGGCGGCGUUCAAGGGGAAGGACGUGGAGGAGCGGCGGCUGCUGGAGGACUUCCAUGCAAUUCAAGCGAUCGAUUGA